AUGAUCCGGGUUCGGAUCCCGAAGCUGGUACAGUCCGUUCUCGCCCAAAUGCCCGCGGCGCUAGGAGCACAUUCCUCACGAUCCAAUGGGUCGUGUCACCAAAUACCCCCAAAAUGCCUUCUUUCACUUGAGCCCAACCCAAACGCAAAACUGACUCUGCUCCACGCAGCUGAAGAGAGCAGAAUUCGUGCCAGCGCCGGUGGAUUACAGCCCGACGGGACUCGAACUGGCCUCAUCAACAGUGACGAUUUGCCUCCACUCGGCCACGAGGCAAAUGUGGCUUUUUAG
This is a messenger RNA of Protopolystoma xenopodis, 288 nucleotides long. NCBI's taxonomy places the organism in Eukaryota, Metazoa, Platyhelminthes, Monogenea, Polystomatidea, Polystomatidae. The record is from the annotation of a GenBank genome assembly.